Molecule: messenger RNA, 1776 nt
Organism: Vigna umbellata (rice bean)
Lineage: Eukaryota; Viridiplantae; Streptophyta; Magnoliopsida; Fabales; Fabaceae
Source: RefSeq, a predicted model, not a curated record
AUGUUCAACACUGCCUUUUGCAGCUUCAAUAUUCGUUGCAACCAACAAGACAUGCAUGCUCUCUUAAAUUUCAAGCAAGGAGUUACAGAUCCCUCAGCUGUCCUUUCCUCAUGGACCACUCAACUAGAUUGUUGUCAUUGGAAAGGAGUCAUCUGUAGCAACAUCACUAGUAGAGUCACUCAAAUCACUCUCCCCUGUUCUACAACUCUUCCUAGCUAUAGGGACGAAGAAGAUAAAUCACAUUGUCUUACAGGUUCCAUUCCCCUCUCCUUAUUGUUAGCAGAGUUGAAAUAUUUAGAAUACUUGGAUUUGGGAAACAAUGACUUCUUAGCAUUACAAUUUGAUUAUCUUCAUAAUCAUAAUUGUCAUAAUCUAUCUAUACCUACUUCUUCUCAUAGUCAGUGUGUCAACUCUUCAACUCUUCAUCAUCUUGAUAUAUCAUAUAACUAUAAUCUUGUCAUCAACAACCUUCGGUGGCUUCCCUACAUCUCCUCCUUAGAAUAUCUCAACCUCAAUGAGAUUGAUCUUAGCAUGGAAUCUAAUUGGCUUCAAUUAGUUACUAUGCUUCCAUCACUUUCAUUCCUCAAAAUGCGUGGUUGUCAACUUAAAGACUUGAGUUUGUCUCUUCAGUAUGCUAAUUUUACUAAACUCGAAUAUCUUGGUCUUUCUGCAAAUGAAUUUAACUCAGUGUUGCCUAAGUGGUUAUUCAAUCUUAGUUGUGGUAUUUAUCAUUUAGACCUUAGGUCAAAUUCUUUAAUAGGACAUCUACCUAAGGCUUUGUUAAAUCUUCGAGAACUAGAAAACUUGAUCUUGCAAGACAAUAACUUUGAUGGACCCAUUCCAGAUUGGUUAGGUGAUUUCAAACAUUUAAAAAUUCUUAUUCUUGGAAUAAACAAGUUUUCAGGAUCUAUUCCCACAAAUUUGGGAAAUCUAUCAACCUUGAUUGAAUUGGAUGUGAGCUCAAAUCCAUUGACAGGAGUUGUGUCUGAGAGAAAUUUAGCCAAAUUGUCAAAAUUAAAGUUAUUGUAUAUAUACUCAUAUUCCACGUUAAUCUUUGACUUUGACUCGGAUUGGAUUCCACCUUUUCAACUUGAGGAAUUAGUACUUGGGUUUUCAAAUCCCAACCUUCCUGCGUGGUUCUAUACACAACGAUCACUUGAAAUAUUAACUAUAUGGAAUUCAUCAUUUGAGGCUCCAGACAAAUUUUGGAAUUGGGUAUCAUCAGUGAUUGAACUCGACUUAGAAGGCAAUUUGAUAGACGGAGACAUGUCAAAUGUGUUGUUGAACUCUACAGUCAUUGACAUAUCAUCAAAUGGUUUGAAAGGUUGCUUGCCUCAAUUAUCACCAAAUGUGGUUUUUGUCUCAUUAUCAAAUAAUUCAUUAUCAGGAGAAUUGUCUUCCCUCUUAUGUGGUCAUAAUGUGUCGAAUGGGAAAAACAAUUUGUUGUAUUUGGACAUAUCAUUUAAUAAUUUAUCUGGAGGUCUUACGAAUUGUUGGAAGAAUUGGAAAUCUUUGGUUGCUGUUCACUUGGGAAGCAAUAAUCUAUCAGGAAAGAUACCUCCAUCACUGGGCUUCUUAUCUAAUCUCACCUCGCUCCAUUUGCAUGAGAAUAAACUACAUGGGGAGAUUCCUCUCUCAUUGCAAAAUUGUCGCAAGAUGAAUAGGCACAAGAUGAAUAAAGCCUUGGUUGAGUUUUUUCCGAACAAUGUGACAAUCCAACUCAAUAUGUUUUGUACGCUCAUGGAAGUUGGGAUUAUGAGCAAUAUGAAUUGUUGA